Messenger RNA from Macrobrachium nipponense, 7947 nucleotides. RefSeq lists its product as uncharacterized. Gene Ontology annotation, molecular function: RNA polymerase II cis-regulatory region sequence-specific DNA binding; DNA-binding transcription factor activity, RNA polymerase II-specific. Gene Ontology annotation, biological process: regulation of DNA-templated transcription. The record is from RefSeq and is a predicted model, not a curated record. NCBI's taxonomy places the organism in Eukaryota, Metazoa, Arthropoda, Malacostraca, Decapoda, Palaemonidae.
CUCGCGAGCGGUAAUGUGUAAAACCCCGGUGUUUGUCGGGACGACCUCCUGCCACAAAUGGGCGUGACUGAAUAGAAACUACGCCCUUAGAAACCUUCCGCCCUUAUCUUUUGAAAUUACCACCGAUAAAGACGUGGCAUAUCAGCGCGGCGGCAACCUGGGUUUCAGGGUCACGUGAUCAUCGGUGGGUUCCUCUCUCCACCUCCUCCUCCAGCAGGAGAAUUUACUAUCUGAAGAUACCCAGGAAAACGUUACCUCCCUGUCGUUUGUCAUGUCCAAGGCCAUUCAUCAGAGGUGAGAUGGAGAUCCUUUGUCCCUAAUCUUAUUCUAGAAUGAUGUCACAAGAUCAUCAGCAACCGGGAGAUGGAGAGGAGGCUGGUGAAGAUGAAGAAGAAGAAGGAGAUAUGGAAGCCCGCACAGCAGUUGCAGCUCUGUUGGCUCUCACACUGCCGACAGAUUACACUUACUCAGAGUAUGAAGAUAAUUACCUUAUGGAUUCAAGUGAAACUGACUAUAUAAGCAAAGACUUAACCACCAAGUGCGUCCCAGAGUACGAUGAGGAGGAUGAUAUUGAGUCGUCUAGAGUCGAGAUGGUUCAGGCGAAUGAGUCCGAUUUGCCAGUGUCUGAGUUGAAGGAGGCCAAUGUAUUAGAGUCCUAUGAAUCUCUAGAAUGUCAAGAGACUGAUGAGGGAUUGGCCCAGUUAAGGGCUUUUGUUCAGGUGACUGAAGGAAAAAAUGAAAAGAGUGACAAGGGAAGCCUCCCACAAAGUGAUAGUCAGCAUCAUCAGAAGGAGAAUGAAAGCCAACAUUGUUCUCAAGAAUCAUUAAAAAAUGUCAGUGAAGAUAAACUAUCCUUAGUGCAAACUUGUGAAACUCAAGUCACUGGAGUGGUUUCACCUGAUCUCAAAGCAAAUGUAAAUGACAAAAGUGCUCGGAAAGAAUUACCCAUUUUGGCAAAGAAAAUGGCGACAGGAAGUACAUAUGAAAAACUUGUACAGUGUUCAAAAGGUAAUGUCACGUCUAAAACAGAUUUGUUUUCUGAUGGGGAUGUUGUGCGGCCAAAACCUACCCAAAGCACGCCAGGCAGAGGUAGCCAGGACAUGAAUAUUUUGUCACCUAGAGACCAAUCAUCACCUGAAAAAUAUAGACCUUUAAUUGAGGGAAAGCGUAUGUCCACACUUGAAGACAGUGACACUGACUCGGACAGUGAUUCUGACAGGGAUUCUGAUUCAGAUAGCAGUGAUUCUUCAUCUUCUGGAUCAGAUGAUGCAUCUGACAGUGACAGUGAUUCUGACAGUGAUGACUCCAAGGAUGAGAACGCAGAUAAGCUUGGGAGUGUUUCCCCCACUCUGCCCAAAACUCAUGACAAGAGUGCACCUUUACAAGUGAGUGGGGGAAAUAGUACUCAACCCAAAAGUGCAAGUGUCAUUUCUCCAUUGAAAAUGAGCACAGGAAGUACCCCGACCAAAACCGUAGUUGUCGGUGCAUCUUCUAAAGCUGAGAGUGUAAGUGCUCAGGCUAAGAAUGCAAAUGCUAGCACUUCAGUGAAAGAAUUGAGUGUAAGUGCCCAUGCUAAAGUGGCAAAUAACAGUACGGUAUCAAAUACAGUUAGUGGAAAUGUUACCAAAAAUGUAAAUGCAAGUACUCCUCCAAAAUUGGUGGGCAGAACUGCUCAAGCCAAAAGUACAAGUGCUAGUGUUCAGUUGAAAGGAGCGAGUGGAGGUCCUCAGGCUAUGAGUCCUAGUGUUAGUGUUCCACUGAAAGGUAUUAGUAAUAGUGCUCAAGCCAAAACUGCAAGUGCCAGUAGUCCACUAAAGGUGAUUAGUGGAAGUGCACAGUUGAAAAUUAGUAUAAACUCUUCCAGUUCUCAAUUGAAAGCGAUGGGUUCUCAGUCUAAAAGUUUAAGCCCUGGUAUGCCUUUAAAAGGCAUGAGUGAUGGAAAGCCCCUGGAAAAGUGUAACAAUCAUGACAAAAAAGCUGUUGACGUUACGAAAUCCAAAGGGCCAAAUGAGGAAACUUCAAGUACAAGUAGUACAAAAUCUAAGAAUGUGAAAGAGAAUAUUUCAUCUGUUGUUAUCAGUAAACAGUUAACAAAAGAUGAAAGUGAGAAAACAAAGAAGGAAGGAAGUAUUGCUGUUCCUGAAAAAUCUAAGUGUGUGAGGGGGACGGAACAAGGGAAAAAACAUUUGAAGAAUAGAGACGAUAAAGUUGAAAGUUUAGGAAGUUCUAAUACUAAUCAAUUGUCUAAAGAUAAGAAUACUGACAAAAGUAAAGUGGUUCCAUCCAAGCUUGGUUCUAAAGAUUUCCCUGAAAAAAGCAAAACUAUUGAUCCAGGAAGAAGCUUAGUCCUUAGGGGGGCUGAAGAAGAGAAAUCCAGUGUUGACAAAAGGGAAAGUGGCAAUGAAAAGAAAGGGAUUCAGAAGGGUUUGGAGGUUGUAAAACCAACAAAUCACUUUGGUGAAAAGGCUGCACAUACAACAAGCCCUAAAGAUAAUAAAUUGUCCCCAAAAACCAAUAAUUUAAAAGAAGAACUUCCUAAAAUCACUGAAGUAAAAUUAAAAAUCCCCAAAAAAAGCAAAGGACAAACAAAAACCACAGGAGGAGUUGAUGCAACAGAGCAGUCUAAUAAACGUACCUCUCAAGUGUUACCUCCUCAAGUUAAGAAAAAUAGCAUUACCACCAUCACUCAGGAAGCAUCAAAGGACAAUAUCCAGAAAGUAAACCACAUAGAAAAAGAAAGAGAUGGUCUGAAGAAGAGCAAUUCUAGUGAAAAACUAGCCAUUAAGGAUAGCUGUAGUAUACAGGUAACCAGAAAUAAUGUCAGUAUGGCAGUCAGGAAGGACAUGGUCUCUGAAACAUCAGAAAGCAACUAUGAUAAAGAAGAAGACAAGUUCGAAGGUGAAAUAGAUGAUAUGUUCCCCAUGCCUAUCCAAGCAGAGGUAGUUAUGUCAGAAGGAAGUGAAAGUGGCAUUGAAUACGGCGACUAUGACAGGGCCAUAACAGAAAAUGACAGCAGCCAUUGGUUUAAGAGUGGCGAGUUGUUGCAUCAGUCUGACAAAGAAAACAGUGAGCUUGUGGCCUACCUGCAGAGCUUUGUUAAUGGAGGAGGUGAAGGAGAAGUAGUAGAAUAUCCCCCACCAAAUAAUGAAUUGCCUGCAGAAGGGACUGAUCUUACCCAGUGGCAACUUGAUGGGGUACAUUUGCCUCCAUUUACUCCAAAUGUUGCACCUCCUUCUUGGUUACGCCUGACUAUACCAGCAGAGGGCUACAGAUGUCAUUCAUGUGGUGACACAUUCUUCAUAGAGAGCUCCCUGGUACAGCACCGGGAGCGCCGCAGUGUGUGGAUCAACUUGGAGUGUGGACCCUGUGAUGCUAAAUUGACUUUCUACAAUCGUUGUGCUCUGAAAGGUGACAUCCCCCACCCAUUAUCAGGGAGCACAGAAAACAACCUGGCAGAUCACUUACGUAUGCAUCUGUUACAUGGUGAAGAAGUGGAUGAAGAAACAGUUGAUGUGAGGUCCCUUCCUCUUCAACUAACUCGACUUUUGCAGCCCAUUUUAGUUCCAGUUCCGCAGUCUUUAAGGGCUGGGAACACAAGAUGCCCUUCUGCAAAGACUCAUGGGAGUGUGACAAAAUUACCAACCUUGAAGCCAAUUGGUAAAGGUGCAGCAAGACUUAUGAAUGAAAAGUUUGAAGAUAAAUUUACCAGUGAUGAGUAUUAUGAUGAUGAAAUAGUCUCUUCUGAGAAGAUACCUGUUGGAAUGAAAAGGUUGUCGCCUAGAAGGCGAACUGUUAGAUGCUACUUGUGCGAGAGAAUGUUUCACAGUGUCCGGGAGCUGAUGGCUCACAUGCGCACAGAUCAGCCUUAUUCAGAUCAGCGUGUAGAAUGCAGAAAGUGUCAGUUGGUUCUUCCCAGUGUGUGUGCUGCUAAGGCACAUAUUCUUACCCAUCCACCAGCCAACACAUCAAAUGUUUCAGUAUGUCCUGAAUGUGGUAGCAGAUGUGAUGGGCCAAGAGAUUUUGUUCAUCAUUUGAAUACUUGUGGUCAUCAAUUUCGUCGCUCAGGUAUUGUGUGUACAGUCUGUCAAGUGUGCUUCUUCAAAUCACAAGAUGAUUUUCUAACUCACUGGAUAUUAGAGCAUUGUGGAAAAUCAUAUGAAUGUGUGGUUUGUCGAAAUACAUUUGAAAGCCUUGUGUUUCACAAUUGCCAAUCUCCUGGGCAACAAGUCUUGGCAACAUUCCGAUGUCUUUUGACCUGUCCACUCUGCUCCCAGUCCGUACAGCUACAUGCACAAGAGGAAAGUGAUGCGAAUGUCAAGAUUCAAGCCCACUUGUCUGAUUGUCACCCGUCCAUUAUAACUAGAGUUCACUAUGUAUAUAAGUCAAAAUUUUGCACCAAUGCAUUCCGCUCAAAAGACGAGUUGAGAGCUCACCACGAUCGAGAACACCGCCGAGAUAAUCACUAUCGCACCAAAACUUGUACACUGCAUCAUGAAGUGUUAGGGUACCAGCAUCAGUAUUUUAAUGGUCAGGAACCACGAAAUGCCUUUGUUACAUUACCAGUAGCCUUAAGUGCAGAAGAAUUACAUGAAGCACGUAUUAGAGAUGUACCAACUGUCAGUAGUGUGAUUGAUAAGACUCUGUUUCCCGAUGUACCGUCACUUGAUAGUGUAAAAUUUAGUAAAGCAGAAAAGCUAGGAAAAAUGAAAGGUUCUGGAAAGGUUUCUGGCAAAGAAGUUGAUGUGAAAGAGUUGUCACAGAGAGACAGCCCCAUAAAGAAAGAUUUUGACCAGUUAGAUAAAUUAAGACCAAAUGUAUGUUACAGAUGUGGAUAUAUGUAUACUGAUGGCAAGGAUUUUAGAAGACAUAAAAGAACUUGUGAGGGUGAGACCAGUGAACGCCAGUGUCAGGUUUGUGGUUUUACAGGUACAGGUGAAGAUUUUGCUCGUCACUGUCGUGGUCACAUCCAAGAAAACUUAAUCAUUUGUAUUUAUUGUAAUGGUACACGAUUUAGUGAUAAUGCAGACUUGGAACAACAUUUUGAGCUUCAUGUUCAUGAGCAAUUUUUGUACCCUGCUAUUUGUGCAUUCUGUUGUACCUCUUUGCCGGAUGUUCCAACAGCAUUAACACAUCUCAAUGAAGAACAUGACCCAUUUUAUGUACAGUUUGAUUCUUCAGAAUUUGAGUGCAACAGAUGUGGAAGACGCUUCCAUGGAGAAAGGGGUUUAAGUGUCCAUCUGGGUCGUUGUACCCUUGGCACAGCCACUCCCACUCCGUCAGCAACAGGUUGCCGUCAGUGUCAGGUUUGCACGAAAGCCCUUACUCCAGAAAUGUUUGGUCGUCACAUGGUGUCUCACCUUGAGGAGGGGCUUCUUGUGUGCAGUCUUUGUGAUGGACGAACUCUCCCAUCUAGCAUGGCUCUUUUACAUCACUUGGAAGAACAUGCCGCUGCUUUGGCAUAUCCCAGCUUAUGUCCCAUGUGUAACUUUGCAAUGAUUGAUACAACAUCUGCUUUGACACACAUGAAAGAAGAGCAUGGUUUUGGAAAUCUGCUCUGUGCAGACUGUGACAUGCAUUAUAAUUUUACAUAUCAGUUGCAACGUCACACAGACAUUGUUCAUAAAAUUUGCUUGUAUGCAAAGCGGCGUUAUAUUUGCUGGAUCUGUCGUGCAUAUGACCAUGUGAAGAAAGAGACCUUGAUGAAUCAUUUUCGCACUGUGCAUGGGCUUGACCGGGAACAAGUGGAUGAAAAAGUCAUGAUCAGGACACGUGGUCAGGGUACCAUGCCAACUUCACAGUUUAUCCCAACAAAGCCCCUUGGAAGUAAGGAAAUUCCAGGUUCUGUUUCACCAAGUAAGAUAGAGGGAGAUUCAGGGUUAACCAAACCUCAGAAAGAGAAGUCUAAGGCAUCUCCAAGUAAAUCUGUGGUUACAUCAGAAAUUUCUGCUCAUCAGCAAGUUAAGUCAUUCCAAGCUUCCCCUGUCAAAUUAUCUGGUGGUAUUCUUUCUAGUCCUGGAAAUAAGAUAAAAAAGAAAGAAGAUGUAAAAUUAAAAGAUAAGACUAAAGUUUUGAUAAAAAGAUUGCCAGAUUCAGUUCUAGAUGAUCAGUCAAGAUGUAAGAAAAGAAAAAUACCUUUUGAUGAAAGGAGACAGAUAAAAAAGCAUAAGAACAAAAAGAAACUCAAAGUCUAUAAAUGUAGCACUUGUGGUUUUGGUACUAAUAGCAAAGAAAAACAUGACAAUCAUAUAUUAAAGCACAGUGAAGCUCUGAGAGAGAUUGAACCUGAUGGAUAUGUAUGUACUGAGUGUGGUGCUUCCUUUGUUGUAGAGCCUUCUCUUGCCCGUCACAUGUUUUUUGCACACAAAGUUAAACUUCCUGUAACAAGUGUGGAUGAAAAUGAAAGUGUUGCCAAUUUUCAGGAGGAAGAUGUACCAGCUGUUACUGGUAGUAGUAAUGCUCAAAGUAAAGAUGUAAUACCUGUCCAAGUUUCUAGUGAUAAUGGUAAUAAAGUCUCGUCAGCAACUAAUAAGACUAUCAAAAAGGAAAGGUCGGAAAGUGGCUCAGAUAAAGUGAAUAGUACAUUAGGUCAGGAAGAAGUGAAUUCAGGGACAGUGAAACCUAAACUAGAAAGUAAGCGGAAAAAGGAAGGGAAAUGUGUUGUUAGAUCAGCUGAUUCCAAGAUGAUUGGAAUUGAAUCUAAGAAGAGGAAAAUUUCUCCUGUGGAGGAAACUCUUAAAGUUAAGGAAGAAGUAAACAUUAAGGAAGAGAAAGAGGAAAACGAAGUUCCAAUUGUAAAGGAAGAAGUUAAUGGGGAUAAUGACAUAAAAGAAGAAAAGGUGAACACAUUGGUAAAGGAUAUAGAGGUGAAAGACACCAUAGCAAAAAGAAAAGCAGCCAGAAUUACUACUCAGAAAAAAGAAAAGAAGGAAGACCUCAAAGGGGAAAGGGAAGUGACUAAAAUUAAAGUGGAAAAAGAAAAUUCAAAGAAAAGAGUAGUCAAAGAAGUGGUAAAGGAAGCAAACAAGAAGCGGUUGUUAGACGUUUCAGUAAAGAAGUGUGUCUUGAAGGGGGCUGCUAAAAAACUUGUGAAAGAUAGUACAAAACGUAAAGCAAAGGAAUUGAAAAGAAAAACGUUGAAAGUAUCCACAAAAAAAAGAAUUGGGAAGGAACUGAUGAUUGCAAAGGCUGGUGAGGAAUUGGGGGAGGUCAUAUUUGAUGAUCGAUGUGUAGUUUGCAAAGAGAAAUUUACAAAUCCUGUGGAGUUAUAUAGUCAUCUAAGAACGCAUGGUAUGGCUUUUUUGAAGCUUGGUCGGAAAGCCCGGCCCUUAGGGAUGGAGAAGUCUGGAGAUCAUUAGAGGAGUAUGAGUAUUAGCUUUUAUUUCAAAUUGCUUAGCUCUAUUCAUAAUUCUAUGGAAACUUUUUAUAUAUAUAAAAGAUAUUUGUGUUAAAUUUAUAGCCCUGUAAAAUAUUCUAUACAGUGAUCUGGAAAGAACAGUUGAUUUUUUGUAUUUAUUAUUUUGCAUUAUGAAAAUUUGGAAUGCAGGUAUUAUGUAGAGAAUAAUUUUUUUAUAUUGUAGGCAAGCCCUAGUUCAGUUUCUGUACUUGUAUAGACACUUAUUUUAGAUUUAUUUUACAACUUGUAAAUUGGACCUGUCAAGCUCUUAUUAACCAUCCAUUAGAACCCAUAGAGAUCAUCUUAACCAUCCACUUAGAAUCCAUAAGAUCUUACUAACCAUCCAUUCAGCAAGAAGUGUAUACAUGGUACAUAGUGCUAAUACAAUUUCCCUUUGCAAUAAUCCUGCAGGCAUCUAUUAUCAUAUUCUUAAAGAUUUCAAAUUUAACUCUUGCAGUUGUGUUCAGGAGGUGAAAGUCUAUUACCAAUGUGGAUUUUAUGCACUGUGUUGGUAACAAACACAAAUGAUUGCUCUCCCUUGAAAAUUUUAUUUG